AUGGAAACGCUCAAAAGUUUACUGUUGCAACAUCCCCCGACAUCGACGACAACGAGCAUUCCACCGCCAGUGCCGCCACCCCCGUCUGCCGUCGAAUCUCUGCUAAUAUUCGAUGACCUCUUCAAAACAACUAAUGGAGGCAGCAGCAGUAACGCGGUCAACGAUUUCAUCCCACCGCUGGUGCCAACGACCAGCAGCAGUAGUAAUAGCUCGACGACGGCAGCGGCCACGACCCCGGUCAUUGUGGGGGUGGCAGUGAAGCGAACCCUCCGAAAGCAGCAACCUACUCCCUUCGAUGGGAAGGAGUUGGAGUCGGACCCGUCGACGACAACAACAACAGCUGUUUUGCAGGAGCAGAAACAGCAACCGCAACAAAAGCAGGACUCAGUUCCCAUGAGGGAACUGAGCCAAGCGGAGAUUCUGGAACGGUGGCAUCGGGAUCUGUUUCAAAGUCCUCCGAAGGCAGCACGAUUGGUGUUUGGAGAUCGGAGGGAGAACAAUGGUGAUGGUGGUGAUAAUGAUAAUGCCGCUGCUGCGACUGCCGAUGUUGAGGUAGACAAUGGUGGUCCCCUAAUCGAUUUGAUUGAUUUUAAAACGGAGAUUGCCGAGCCCGGUGGGGUUUUCGGGAACAAUGAGAAGGAGCAGCAGCCGAAGGCGAAAGUAAAACGGGUUACGUUUCUGUUGGAUGAUGAUUUCGACGAACGGGAUGAGGAGGAGGAAGAGGAUGGAGGUCGAGGGGAUAGUGAGUCGGGAGACGAUGAAUUCGGCAGCGAUGCUGUAACAAAAGAAGGUGAAUGGGAUGUAACUGAUACCAUCACUGGAUUUGAAACGAGUGGGUGGGGGAAAACUAGCGAAGGCGUUGCUGGUAAUGAAAUAUCAACAGAGACUAAGCAAACAGAUGACUUUGUUUCGAUUUUUGGAAACGGAGGGGAGACGAGGGGAGCGAGGACAGGUGCCACCGGAUCCCUUUCUGCUGCUGCUGCUGGUCACGUUGACUGUGUACCAACAACAACAGAGACGGAGGCAAAGGAGAUGCUCCAGUGCGCAUGUCCGAUGUUACAUUACGAUGGUCACGAACAACAUUGCCAUCAUCAUAAUCAUCAGCAAAACUGCCAGCAUCCAGCAGUGUUAGAUUCGACAAGUCGAGCCUCAAAGGGGGGCGCAGCAUCCCUGGAGCUUCCUCGAGUCUUAGCCACCUUAUCAGACAACGGGGACACUAACACAGCUGCGGAAGUGGUGCUGAAUUCCGAUACACCGAUGACACCGAGGUGGGAGAGCAAAAUCGACGAAAUUCCAUCGCCAGAGGACAACUACCGGAGCGUAGAGAGUGCAGGGAAGCAGAACGCAUGUGCGGCAUCGGCUGGCAGCUCUUCUUCCGGCAGUCUGAAACAGCCUCGGUCGUGGAUCGAUUCCAGUAGUGCUGCCUCUCGCAGUGUAGAUUUUGUUGACGUUGAACGUGAUUUCAACGGAAAGGACCAAGUUGGCAGCACGUCCUGUACCCGAACGGGAGCCGAAAGGGUCCUCCGCGAAAGAAUCGAUGAACAGCCAGAAUCCAGUCGUAGUCCACAGCCACUGGUCAAACAAGUAGAAAAUGUUGUAACAGCAGGAACGCGUACCUCUGCUCACGGACAGCUGGAAUUUGGACAGGAAAACCAGCUCAUUCGGGAUUCAUCGUGUGAAAAAUCGAUUCAAGUGCCGUCCACGGGUCGGAUUCCGUUCAAAUCUGGUGGCUCUACGCCCAAUUUCCGCGACCAGAACCAGGAGCAGGAAAAUUCCUACCACAAAAGUUCGGACAGUGAGAGUGAAAAUUAUUAUGGCACCUGCUCCCCACCUCUACUGGGGCCACCGUCAGCAUCGGCAGUCACGUCCCACGGUAUCGCGGAAGGUUCUUACGGAAGUCUGAACGUGGAAGUGACCCUCAACGCUCAUAUCAGUGUUCAUGGAUUAAGUGAUUUUAACUUUUUCAACGCUGCGACAGCAGCUGCUUCGCACAGUCCAGGAAGUCUCGUCGUCGCAGACGGAAAGAUUCUGAAGGAUUCUGCUACCAAUACCAGCAGGAAUAGUGGAAGGAACAACACCAGCAACGUUACCACAUCGAGUGCUGACAGUGGAAUUAUUAUUAUCGACGAUGACGUUGACGAUUGUGGUGUUAGUGCGGAAGAAGGUGAAAUCUGUGAACCAAUUCCAAUAGUCCUAGGAGCUGGUAGUUCCGAGUUCAGGAAAUCUGCUGGUCAGCAAAGUCGGGAUCAGGAUACCCAAACUUUGUCCCAUCUCGAAUCUUUUCGAUCUCCUUCUAGCCCUUACUCUGGCCCCAACAAAUCUACUAGCGAAAUUAGUGUACAAGUGUGUGAAAACGAAGAUUCCGACCUACGCCAUCUAGACGGCAGUGCCCCAACCGAUUCUGGCUUAAGUGAAACGGAAACAGAUGAACGAAAAGAUUACCCAUCGUUUUCGUCUAAAAGCAGUGGCUCAAACAAUUUCCCCCUUGAUAAGAGUGAGUGUUUUGAAGCUAGCAAUCGGCUAAAGCGUUUGGAGGAACGCUUCCGUGGAUUUGCCUACACUAAGAAAAUAUUACGUGAAUCAAACUCCUCCAGUGGAAUUGUACCUCCACAAAAUUUGUCAUCGUCGCUUAGUUCCUUGUCGACUUUGCUCGCAGAUUAUACCAAAGACAGCACCAAUACCAACUUGGCAGCUUCCGUGCUGCCUCUAACUUCGUCGACUUCUGCACUGCCAGCAUCAUCGACUCGACCCAACGACAACCCCCUACAGUCGCCCUGGAAAACAUCAUCACUCAGCUGUCUCCAGAAGGAUACUCUCGCUGAACACGACCAAAACUCCCACAGCUUCAAAUCAAAACGGAUAGCCCCCAUCCUACCCCCACUGUCCUCCUCACUUCUCUCCCUCUCGGCAUCCUCGCUCCUCUCGCUGUCCUGUAUCGAUCUCGAACGAAAACAACGACAACAGAAACAGCACCAGGACAUAGUCAACAAUAACAACACCAACACCAAAACCAACCAUAACAACAAUCAAGAUUCCAAUCAGCCAGAACAAAACCUAUUAGGAAUCCGUACCUCGCUCAAUCUAGAUCAUCCUACCCAGCAAGCCCUAUCAAAAGCUUCCUCACUCCCUUCCCUGCUACCUCAAUACCUUUUCCCAGCUCCCCUUACCCCAAAACAACCUCUCAUCCCCGAAGACGAAGACGCAAACAACAACGUCCAUAAAUCAUCGGAAUCAGAACCGGAACAUCCCUUCAAUCGCGCCACCCCCUCCGAAUCCAGUGUCGAAUCGGAAGAAAUCUCCCAAAUCUUCCCCGGUGGAAAACCGCGAGUGACCAACACCGAUCUUGAGCUCCCUUCAAACCCCCCAGUCUCCCAAACUCCCUCCGAAGACGAACUCCUAGACCCGGACCUCAGUGACAGUGCCACAGAAGAAGAAACCCUAGAAUUUCUCAACCUAGAAAAAAUCCUCGCCACCGAUCCGCACACCAACUGCGAGUUCGACACAAGGCACCUCGCUCACUACGAACCGACUGUCUACCAGAUCCGUUACUGCUACGAUGAACUCGAGGAGGAGCUAGAGUGCGAAACCGGAAGUGUCGGGGGCCUCCUCUUGGGACCCCCCAGCGAAACUACCCACGGCCUCCUAAUCUCAACCGACGAAAACCAUCCGACCGCGUGUGAUUGUGUGAUAGAAGCCGUUCCCAUCUACCGGACCGAACCGAUCGAUAUGCGCGAAACGGCCGGCACCCUGAGGGGACUCCUCAAAAAACCGAACCGACCACCCCCGCUCCGCAAAAACCGGGUCGUCUUCGACGAGACCCGAAAUGAGUUCUUCGAAGCGGACUACAUCAUCCUCAUCAGGGAGGAUUGCCCGUACGACGAGGAGGACGAGGAACCGUGCACCUGCGGGGAACACGAGCUGGUUCGAAUAUGUUGUGACGAAGGCUGCAACUGUGGAUAUCAGCAGUCGGCGGCCUCGGCGGCGACAACUGGCGGUGGUGGUAAUAGUGCAACAACUACCGCUGGAACGACGGCCGCCGCUGCCGGAGACGAUGGACGGACGCCACCGAGUCCCAAGUUUGCUCCGCCGAUAGAGUUUGUCGAUCAGGCCACGCUGAGUCCCCCGGAGGGCUACAAGGAUGGCAGUGGGCUGCUGGACAAUGCGCUCGGUGGGGCACUCGGUGGUCACGUCUUCGGUGCACAACACAUUCAGCAGCUCCAAGUUAUCCAGCGGCUGCAGCAGCAAAGGGCGGCCAUGUUGGCUGCUCGGGCUGCUGCCGGCCAGCAGGGACAACAAACGGGCAGCGCCAAUCAAACGACGACCUCCCAACAACAACAACAACAGCAAGGAGGACAACAGCAACUACAGCAGCUGCAGCAGCAACAGUCCCAGGAAACCGUUUGUACCGAAUGUGCCGAGUGUGCGGAAUGUGCCGCCAAGCAGUUGCAUGAUGAAGAAUGCGACUCACAAUGUUCGGACGACAUAUCGCCGAUGAUGGACGCCCCGCUUCCGCCUCACACCACCCUCCCGAUAACGCUGGUUCCGCUGCAGAAGUCCUCCCCAGAACGACGGAUCACCCAGAAGGAAAUCAUCGCCGGCGAGGAACGGCCCAAGUUUCUCACCAUCAAACAGGUCCAGGAUGGAUCGCAAGGUGAUGAUGAUAAGAGCAAUGCUGCCACACUGUCUUCAUCAAACAACGCCAACAAAUCCUCAAAAUCACAAUCCUCCAACAACAUUGGUGACAGCAAAGCUAAACAACAGCCUCCUCAACAGCAGCAUUACAUAGUUGAAACGAUCACGAUGACAACGGUAACAGAGCGGCGGAUUGUUCAGAAUAGUCAAACCGAUCCAACGAAGACGACGAUGACGAUGACUGGUGCUAAUUCGGCCCCUCUGGUGGCCAUCGUUCCCAAUCCUAUCCCCAAAUCAGGUAACGACCUUCAGCAGGGAUCGACGGCUGUUCCGCCUUCAGCAUUGCCAGGUUCCCUACAGCAACAGAAACAGCUUCAACAAUUCAAGCAGCAGGUCAGCUUAGACGGAAGCAGCCAAGGACAGCAGCAGCCUCUCUACGAACCCGGAGGCAAACAUAAACCUCUUAGUACAGCGCAAGCUAUAAGCGGGAUCCUCAAGGGUGGAAAGCUUUGGAAGAACGAACACCAGUUGUCUCCCUCGUCGCAACAACAACAGCAGCAGAUGCAGCAGCAGCAGCAGCAACAACAACAACAGCUACAACAAGCACAGCACCAGCAUCAGCAGCAACAUCAACAGCAGCAGCACAAUCAGCACGACGACCCCACCAAUGUGACCUCGGACGAAGAGACCAGUUCAAAGCGGUCGGUUCGCUUCACGGAGGAAACCAUCCGGGAGGCGUGCUGCGAUGGCGAGGUUCAAUCCGGUCUCGGAGAAGGUGAAAUGGGCACCGGCAAACCCAUCAACUACAUGUGCGAUACGCUCAAACGACACUCCUCAGGGCUGUUCCACAAUGCCUUGAGGCCAAACUCCGCAGUCCGGCAGCUUUUCCCGGCCACGGUCAUUCAGCCCCUGCUGACGACCAGUUGCCCGGUAGGAGCUCAGACAACUGUUACCACAACCGUUGCAGGUGGUCAUUCAUGUGGGGGUGGCGCUGUUCUAGUUCAGACGACCCCGGCCACCGUUGGAAACGGCCCGACGGCGCUUACUCAGGAAGCUCUCAAAGCGUUCGACGAUGCCAAGAAGGCCGGAAGUGGCCCCAGUUUGGUGCACCAACACAGUAUUACUAGCAAUAGCAGUGGCAAUAACAUUAAUCCUACUGGAGCUCCAGGCUCGGUCACCAAUGCUGGUGGAAGUCCUGGAGGAUCUUCAACCCUUGGUGGUGCCGGAGAAACUGACACCAUCCGGCGAACCAUCGAAAGGAACGCUCUUCGGAGAUCGCUCAUCAAGUAUGAACCAAAGAAAAAGAUCCCGGUACGGGACGUGACCUCCCUGGAGGAGCGCAUCCGGCAGUUAACUUGCGACAUCGAUGAGCCCAUUGACGAGGGGGCGGAUGGGGAGCUGGGUGAUAUGGAACGGCGGGACAGCCCAGCUGGAGAGGAGAAUCCGCAGCAACCGAAGUACAUUCCGGACAAGAGCUUUUCGCCGAGUUCCUCGGCUUCCAGCUCUUCGAGUGGUUCGAAUGGAUCGACCUACAAGAAAAUUACUGACCUAUUCCACAGGGAUCGGCGACAGGAGAAAAUCCCGGAGGCGGACGAGAACCCCAUCGUCAUCAUCCCGCAGGAUUGCCGCUGCCCGGCUGGUCCCGAUAUUGGAAUGGGUGUCCAGAUUCAAGGUGCCCACACGCAGAUCCACCAACCGCCGCAGCAACGGUCGAUCGACUCCCGGAGGCAGUUCCUGUCGACGCUGGCUCCGUUGACGGCUUGCGUUGCCGGCCAACGUGAUGACAUGUCCUACUACACCCUGGCACAACCGGGAGACCGGAACUCGCUGGGAAGCUCUCAGUGCACCGAGUACAGCUUGGGUGACAUCGAUGCAGCGCUGCAUGACGACGACGGCAAGAAGGUGGCUCCGGAUGUAAUUGCCGGAACGCCGGGUCAGGAGUCGGAUGAGUUGGCUGCGUUUGUUCAGCAGGAGGGAGCUAGGACGGAGCGGUUGAAGAAGCGUUAUAGCGCAGAAACAUCUACUUCAGCUCCAGCUUCUGGUGCCGGAUCCGACGAUGACGAGCACAACGAUUAUGGAUUCAACUCGAGGCCAACGGUGCGGGGCAUCAAGCCUAGGUUCGGAUCAACCAAUGAAAUAUUGCAACAGAUGCAGGCUCAACUGGCAGCUCCAUCACCACCUCAGCAAUCGAAAUCCACAACCACCACUACCCCAGCUCAACCGGUUCAGUCGAAUACGUUGCCAAGGCCACACACAGCGAACAGUCUUCAGCUGGCGGCGGCCAAGCAGCAGAUUACGACCCACCAGCAUACGGCAUCCUGGAGUUACUACCCGGGAGAAAAUGCUCAAACGAAGGCCGUAGCAGCCGUUGCCAUCGAUCCUCACGGAAACUACUACCACAUACCGGCUCAGGCCCGCCAUAGCUACCAUGGGCAGGAAGCAAUCUACCAGAACUGUGCCCAGCUUCCGGCCGGAAGCAUCCAGGCCAACACGGUACAGAUUCAGUCGCAGCAGAUCCACACACAGCACCACGCGGUUCAUCACAUACACCAGGCAACGACGGCUGCAGCGGCUGCGGCCUACGGAAAGUUCGCCCGUAGUCCAACGAGACGACCGGAGUCGCCACCUCCGCUGCGGAACUACCACCAGACGAUGGUCCUAAUUCCGUACAAUGCGGAAACCUACCAGCAAUAUUCGGCCCAGGAGCAGGAAAACUACCGACGGCAGCACAAUAUCGUUGAGUAUCAACAGGUAACGCAACAGACGAUCCGGGUGCCGGUGGGCUAUCCUCUUCCUGGAAUGCAGCUGCACGUGGUAGCCGGUCGAGGAACUCUUCCACCGCACUACUCAACCCUGCCACGGUUAGGUUCCACCUCGAGCGCCAAUGCGGCCACGACUACUCAAUCUGCCAAUCCCCAUGGAAAACCUCCUGCCUACACCCAAUAUCCCUCGUCGGAUAAGGGAGGAGGCGGCGGCCCCGGGGUGAAAUUUACCGAACGAGGAGCUCCGGAAGGUGCGGCCAGUGUUCAACCGAACGAUGCUGCCGGUCAGCUGCUGUCACCGACCUCCCAGGGCCAUGGACCUCCAACGGCUUCGUCUGGUUCCUCUUCCUCUUCCGUUGGCGGUGGAGGACCUCCUUCAUCUCAAUCAUCCGUAGCGCCUGGAGGAAACGUCCAGGGUGCUGCCCAGAAUGCCACCGGAGCCGUCCCGGGAGCUGGCCAGGGAGCCGUCUUCUACGCCAUGAACGUCUGACACGGUGACUAGAUAAAUGUCACGAUUAGAAUUGAGAAACCUGGAAUCCCCGAGAGCGGUGGUGGAUCCGGUGAAACUGAACAAGAAGAAGAGGAAGCCAUAUAGGUAAUCUGUUUCUGUUUCAAAGAAAAAAACUCGCACACACCGAGAAAUGUGGAAAAACCUGCUAACGAUACGCAACACAACGACUCGAUAAGUUUCCAGUCCCAAAUGGAGCAUCUUCUAGGGGACUGAAUCUAGGGGAAAUGCUCAACCUGUUACUGCUCUCGAAGUGUGCGUCUGUGUCAAGUGUGUGUGUUAAUUUUGUAAAAUUAUAUUUAUAAACAUACACAACGGGUAGAAGAGCACGCAAAAACUUGUAAAGUCAACCCAUAAGAUCAGAAUACCAAAAAAAAAACAAAACAAAAGUUUAAGGAAUCGAUUGCUUUCCAUGUACAUAGCGUUAAGAUAUAAUAUAUUAGCUCAGCAACUGAAAAGCUCACCCAAUGCUCCAAAGAUUGUUUUCACUAGAAUCUAUCAACGCAACCAAAAAAUGAUCGGGAAAAAAUAAGCUCGAAUUGUUGUCUUCAGAAAGAAUUUUUGGUAUAGUGUUUCUCGCGCUCUCUAUCUAUAGUUUAUCGAAAUCCAACCUAUUGGAAUAUUGAAACAUUUGAAUCCUGAAAAAAAAACAGUCCUAAGGUUUGAUUCCAAUUUCAGUUUCAUUUUUAUCCAUUUUACAUAUUUUUUUUUGUUAUUUUAGGAUUACCAAAUUUUUAGCAAGAAGAUUUAUUUCAGAAUUAGAUAGGUUAUUAAUGAAUAUAUUUCAUGAUUUCGACGAGUCUUUCGCGAUCGUACUCUGGUAGCCAUGUUUAUUUUUUAAAUUAAUUCACAAUUGAUAAAAUCUGUCGACUGUCAGGCUUGUAAUUAAGAUCAAAGCACAGGUUGCUCGUAAUGCGUUAAAGCCAUUUCCAUACCAGAAUUUACUUUUUUUCACAAUGAAAUAGUAGGCUUGAUGCUCGACAAUAUUUAAAAACAAAAGACUUGCAAGUUUCUUCAAUGCACGAGGUUCAAUAGAGGCAAAUUUACUUUGACCUUUUUUUAUCUUUUCAAACUUAAAGCGUUCAAAUUCUUCUAAUGAAAUAGGUAUUCAAUUUAUGCGGAAUGCGGGAAAACAAUAUUGCCUUAAUUAAUUUUAAAAUUUCAAUAAAUGGAUUGUUCUACAUUAUGUGAUGUGUUUGGUAAUCCCACUUUCAGUCAAAUUAAAAAAAAAUACACGUUGUCCCUUUGUUUCUGUUAUCAUUUGAGCUGGUUGACCCAAAGUGUAGGGUAAUCGAAAACAUUUACAUCAAAAGCUAACAAGUAUAUAGCGUAGCACGAUAGUAGGAACAAUAAAAUUAAAAACAACAAGAUACACCAAAAGAGUUUACGGUAUCAAAUAAAGAGAAGCAGAAAACAAACAACUAGCUAGAUUGGAUCGUAAUUAAAAUAGUAACUUACAUGAAGUGAAUUGAAAAAAAAAACCAUUUAUAGCUGUAACAAAAUCACUGCAAAGUAAAUUUAUACUAAACGAAAGAAAAAAACAUACACUUAGCUAACUAUUGGGAAAAUUACUUGAAAUUCCAUCAAUCAGCUCAAAAUCAUCUGUAAAUAACAAAACAACGUUUGGCAGGCAAAAAUUUUCAUAACUCAAAAAUUACUCUGGCAACACUGAAACAAACGAGGAAAAAAAACCAAACAAACAAAAGCUGCAACAAUAAAUAGAAGCUCAAUAGACGAUUAAACAAACAAUGAAAAAAAACACACACAAAUACAUUGAUCAACCGAAGGAACAAAACAAUCAAAAACAUUUUCGGCCUCAAAACUAAAUAACAACAGUAAAAAGAAGAGAAAACAACUGAAAACAAUAGAUUAAAACCAUAAACACGAUCUCUUAUUCGUAGCAUUCUUCAUUCAAUCAGUAACAAAAAAACAGGAUACAUCAUUACAUCACUUAACAGUGCCAAAGGAAGAAAAAUCAUCACAGAUUUUGUGACGUUAUUUUAGUAUUUUAGUUCAGAUCCGGGUUUAAAAAUUUAAAUUCUGUCUGAUAAAGAGUUUUUAAAUAAAAUUCUGGCUCUGAGGUCAAAACCUGAAUUUUAGUUAUGGUUCUGCAUUCUAAAUAUUUUUCCAGAAUUAUCUUUUAUUCAAAUUUUUCUAACUUAUUCGUUUUAUUUUUUGUAUUCACAUUUGGAAUUUUUUUUUCAGGCGGUUGUUUCGAUUGUGAAACUUUUUUCAUCUGUAAAUAUUUUUGUAAACGUUUAAGUUUUUAACCAAAUGAUUUGUAAAUAAGUUUUAAUCUUUGUUUUUUACCAAAGAGUUCUUCCAAAACAUAUGUUUAACCUUCGUUUUAGCUUUAAUUUUAGUGAAAUGUUUCUCGAUUGUUCGAAUUUUAAAGUUUCAGAAACAAAAAUUUAAUGUUAAUUUAAAACAUUUGUUUUUUUAAAAUGAUUUUUUUAUAUUUGGAAAUCAUCAAAGCAUAGGAAUUAAACUACAGAUAGUUACAACAUUUGUACAUCGCACAAUUGAUAUAACCUAACAAAGAUCACGAAAAAAGAGAAAUACAAAGUGUGUGUGUGCGUAUGCUUUGCUAAUGUUCUAAGCACAGAUUCUAGAAACUAGAUCUAGAGCUAGCAAGAAUACAAAUAUAACAAACAGCACACAAGAAACGAAGCUAUAAGAACCAAUUGCGAAUACCAAAACAACAACAAACGCAUAUGUAAGAUAAGUUAAAAUGUAAACAAACACAUUCAAAGUCAUUCAAUUCAUACACAUACAUUCAAAGAGAAGUUUGAAAACACUCACACAUUCAAAAUACAUUAUGUAAAAGUUAAUUUCUAUUAACAAUUGCAAAUAAAAGUGUACUGUAGUUAUUGUAGAGCCGAGAGGUUUAAAAAGAGAAAUAUGAAACUAAAGAUAGAUUUACUAGAUACCAGAAAAGUUCUUGAAUAAGAAUUAAAAGCAAAAAGCUCACUGAAAUAAAGAAAGAAAAAAAAACAGAUAGCCUAGCCGAAAGUUGCAAAUACUGUAAGCAAAACUAAAUCUAGGGAACGCAAAACAACAACAAAACAUACAAAACAAGUAAACUACACAACAUACAGUUUAUGUACGUUUAGAGUAGCACGCAAAAUUAUUGAUUAAGAUACGAAAACAAAACAAGCAGAGUGAAAAAGUGAAAAUAAACAACACUUCAUUGUACCAAACACAAAUAGAGAACACAGAAAAUGCUAAUCUCUCACAAUUUUGAUGCAACAAAAACAAAACAAAAUCAACUUUGUUGACAGGUGUAACUGGGAAAAUCAUUCAACAAACAAUAGUUUCAAAAAGGAGUAAAAACACUAGACAGCAAAUAUACUCAAAAAACAAAAUUUGAAUUAUAACGAUAUUUAUUGUAAUGGAACGAAGUUAAAAAUGAAAUGGAAGAAAGAGAAGGAAAAUUUAGGAAAAGUGCAGUAUUGAAUUAAUCUCAGUGUAUCAUCAAAAGAACACACUGAAAAAAAAAAGUUGCGUUAGACAAAGAGUUAAAACCAAAACUAAAAUCUCAUUGUUAUUUUGGAAUGUUGACCCACUAAGCGGAAUUUCUAAAGUUCUCGUGUCGAAAAGUUUAAUGAAAUGGUAAUUCUCUUGAUAGUGAAAGAAAAAACAUUUAAUCGUUACACUAUCAUCUAACUUCAGUCAGUCAGUCAGUCAGUCAUUCACUGUUGCUGCAAGAAAAAAAAAACAGUCUAGUGAAUCGAGUUCGCAACCCAAAAAACUCUAAGUGUGGGAGACAAAAAAAAAUCUACAAAAUUAUGAAAGUCGAAGGAAUAUUGAGUACUUCUUGAUAGAUGAUGAUAAUGAUGACUAGCGAAUGGAUAGCAUAUUUGAACUUAACAAAAACAAAAGUGAGUAAGAAA
This is a messenger RNA of Uranotaenia lowii, 11795 nucleotides long. RefSeq lists its product as uncharacterized. The transcript has 9 exons. NCBI's taxonomy places the organism in Eukaryota, Metazoa, Arthropoda, Insecta, Diptera, Culicidae. The record is from RefSeq and is a predicted model, not a curated record. Bases 1 to 7884 code for a protein of 2627 amino acids.